Messenger RNA from Clupea harengus (Atlantic herring), 6686 nucleotides. RefSeq names its product RNA binding motif protein 33a (gene rbm33a). NCBI's taxonomy places the organism in Eukaryota, Metazoa, Chordata, Actinopteri, Clupeiformes, Clupeidae. The record is from RefSeq and is a predicted model, not a curated record. Gene Ontology annotation, molecular function: RNA binding.
AGUUUCCCAUAAUGCACCUGGGCGACCUACUGUCGCCAUGUUUCUGUACUUUGAGUAAACAGGUUUUCAUAAAAACAAGUCGUCUUGGGGAAUAACUGUAACAUUAAGUUUAAUUUAGAUGCAUCCUGUAUUUGUAUCCGGUUUCUAUCAGUGAAGAAUUCUUCUUGUGUUAUGGCGGCACAUGCCGGAGACGAUGACUUUGGCGAAUAUGAUAAGCCAGGUGCAGAGAGAUCACGGAGGAGAAGAGGAGAAGAUGAUGAUCUUGACAGCGACCUUGAAGAGGACCUGCUGGAAGAAGACUGGACAAACAAGAAGAACCCCUCAGAGCUCUCAGAUGAGGAGCUUAAUGACGACCUCUUGCAGAGUGACGAGGAGGAAGGGAAUCCCAGCGGCCAGGGUGCCACGGUUAGCCUGAAUGCCACGUUGGGCCUCGGUUCAACCUUUGGGGAAGAGGGGGACUUUGAAAUGAAUGCUGGACAGGGAGGUGGCUACGGGCAGGGGCAGCAGGAGUAUGCUGGAAACUACGAAGCGAAUGAGGGAGGCGUGGAAUAUUCCGACGAUCGGGCGGGUGGGGACGGGGCCUACCUGGACGCGGUGCUGGACCUGCAGAUCGACGAGCCGCUGGAUGACGAGUUUCAAGUCAAUGAUUACUCCGCGGGGUACGGAGCGCAGGAGGCUGAUGAGCAGACUGACCAACAACAGGAAGAGCCUGUGGAGGAACAGCAGGAAGAGGCAGAGCAGGCCCAGGAGGAGGACGAGCCAGAGCCAGACGACGCCCAGGCUUUUGAUGGGGGAGAGGCUGAGAAUGAGCCGGAGCCGGAGGAAGACGUAAAGGAUGAGUCAGAUGAGGAAGAUGAUGACGACGAAGAAUCUGGCCGGCUGCGCUUCAAGACAGAGCGCAAGGACGUGACAGUGGUGCGUCUGUCUGAUGCAUCGAGGAAGAGGAGGAACAUUCCAGAAACCCUGGAGUUGUCAGAGGAGGCCAAGGCCAACCUGCGGGAGAUGGAGGAGAGGGAGAGGCAGAGGAGGUUCGGAGGCCGGGGGAGAGGUGGCAGAGGAGGCCUUUUCGGAAGGGGAGGGCCCAUGGGAGGACGAGGAGGAGGGCCCAUGGGAGCAAGAGGCGGAGGGAGAGGUGGCUUCCCAAACUUCGGAAUGGGUGACUUCGGCGGUCGAGGAGGGCGCAUGAACGACCCAAGGCCCCCACUUAUGCACCUGGGCAUGCAGAACCGCAUGCCCUUGCCUCACCUCCUCCUGCACCACCACCAGCAGCAGCAGCAACAACAGCAGCAACAACAACAGCAGCAGCAGCAGCAGCAGCAGCAGCAGCAGCACCACCACCAACAGCAGCAGCAGCAGAGGCCGCCUGGCCUCAGAGGAGGUCCUGGGGGAGGAGGGUUCCUGGAGGUGGGUGAACCGCUGGUGCAGCAGCCCCUGCAGCCUCUGCUGCCCCCCCACCUGGCUCAGCGUUCGCCCCUGCGCUCCCACCUGGAGCCCCCCCAGCGUAUGCUCAGCCCCCAGGUGCCCCCACACACACAGCCACCGCCGCAUCAGCACCAUCACCAACAGCAACAGCAGCAUCAGCAUCCACCACCACAGCACCACCAACAUCACCCGCAGCAGCAGCAGCACCCGCAGCAGCAGCCCAAGAACAUCCACAUCAACCCCCACUUCAGAGGCCCCUCCUCCUCACCUGUGCAAGUGCCCUUGGUGCCUCCUACCCAGAAUCAGCCCAGACCUACGGUGGGUCCCCAGAGAUUUCCAGGCCCGGCAGACUUCCAGCAGCACCACCCAGGGAAUUUUGGGCAGCCUCCGAGACCCCCUCACCCCCCAGAGCCCUGGAGGGGUCCACCACCCCCUCACCAAGACAGAGAACCUUUCUUCUUCGGAGAGCCACGCUUCCCUGGGCAGCACUUGUUUGACCAACCCUCCCCACUCAUGAACAACAACAACAACAAUGCCCACCCCAUGCCAGGGCAGGGGCCUCUCUCCUUCCCCCAGCCUGGCCAGGGACCGGGUGGGCCCGGCUUUGGCCCUCUAGGGCCAGGACAGGGCCAGGGACCUCUUGGUGCGUUGUUCCAAAGAGAGCCGCCACCCCGGUCAGGCCCCCCGCCCCCGCACAGUGGCCCCCCAGGCCCGCCGGGGCCGCGGCCCUUCAUGGGCAACAGGCAGCCCUUCCCACCGCAGCAAGGGCCCCCCUUCAACUCCCAGCACAUGCCGUUUGGGCUGCAGGUACGGCAAAGAGGUUUAAUGUCUCAGCCCCAGCUCCUGGAUCCUCCACUAUCCCAUCAACCCCUGCACCAGCAGCAUCAGCAGCAGCACGACAGGCACGACCAGGGUCCCCACCACCAGCACCAGGGCCCCCCCCAGCAGCACCAGCCCCACCCCAACGACCCACUGCCCCUCAUGCACCUGGGCCAGCAGGGCUUCCACCAGCAGCAGCAGCAGCAGCAGCAGCACAUGCACGGCGGUCCCCGGCAGAUGCAGCGCCGCUCGCAGAACCCUCAGCAGAGCAACGCCCAUUCCAGACCACGCAUGAGCCCCCCGUCAUCCAUCCAGCAGGUUCAGGUGCUCGCCCAGCGCAACAGCAACCUGCGCGAGCUGCCCAUCGCCACCGGAAACUUCGGUAACAACAGCAACAUCCACUCGCAGCCUCCGCAGUCGCCCAACAGAGGAGGGCACCAGCAGCAGCAGCAGCAGCGCCCCAUGGGCAGAGGGAUGCAGGGCAUGGGCGGACACCAGGGCCUCAACAUCCAGAAUACCCGCGGGGGCCCAGGGGGUCGAGGGCAGGGGAUGGGCAGAGGACAGGGGAUGGGCAGAGGGCAGCCUAUCCCAGAGAAGACGGUGGUGCCCGCAGCACAGCCCACUCCGGUGGACCCUAAUGAGGACGAGGAGACGCGUCAGUACCGGCUGAAGCUGGAGGAGCAGAAGAGGCUGCGGGAGAAGAUCCUCAAGCAGAAGGAGGAGCGGCGACAGAUGCAGGCCGGCGUGCGCAAGAGAGAGCUGCUUCAGCGCAUCAGCGCACAGAACUCACAGAACCCACAGAUCCCACAGAUGCCCCAGAACCCACAGAACCAGACUCCCAACCAACACCCAGCAGCAGCAGCAGCAGCAGCAGCAGCAGCAGCAGCAGCUGCAGCAGAAACCCCUACUGGCCCAGGCCCCCACCCCACAGAUGCCCCAGCUCCCUUCCAACGGAGCCACACAGACUCAGCCCACCAUCCCCACUAUCUCCACCAUCCCUCGGCCCAACGUGAAGACCCGCUUGCAGAUGGCCAAACCUCAGCCCCAGGCUGGUGUUGCCCAGCAGAACAGUGGGCCAAAUCCUGGCCAACAGGGCCAAUGGCAGCAGCAGCAACAACAACAACAACAGCAACAACAGCAACAGCAACAACAACAACAGCAGCAACAACAGCAGCACAGCAGCAGCAACAACAACAACAACAACUGCAGCUGCAGCAGAGGAGGGCAAUGAACCAACAGAACACCCCAGGACUUGCUGGUAACAUGCCUAUGCAGGGGGUUGUGAUGGAAGGGCAGUGUCCAGUCCAGCCCCAGGCUCAGGGGCCCAGGACUGGAAGGAAGAGGACGGUGAUGCAGAGGCAGAACAGCACCGGCUCUCCUCAGCUCCCACAGAAGGUCCGGGUGGUCAAACUCUGCGGCGGGGGAGGAGAGGCUCCAGAGACCCCAGCCCCGGCGGAACAGCCGCAGCCCAUCGGCCGGCUCCCCCCGCAGCCACGCCAGCUCCCCAUCAGAAAGGUCACCAUGGGAGCCGGCGGACAGCAACCGCUUCCCGCGGGACAGGGAGGCAGGGGCCUCGCACAGCCCAACAGGGUGGUGAUGCCUGGGCGUGGGGGCCGAGGCGGUGUGGCCCGCGGGGGUCGGAUGAUGGCCACCAGACAGAGUGGGAAUGUUCCGGAGGAGCCACCUACCACCGUGUCCAUCGAGGGCCUGUCCUCCUCCACCACGGAGAAGCAGCUCAGGAACCUGCUGCAGUCCAUCGGACCCAUCCAAAUGUUCAAGAUGGUGCCCCAGCAGAGGAAGGCCAUUGCCAAGUUCCUGAACCCACAGCAUGCCCAGAGCUUCCAGCUCAGUUUCCACAGGCACAUGAUCGACCUGUCUCACAUUGACGUGUCCCUCAUCGACGGCUGAGAAGAGAGCAGCGGCUGGCCCAGGGAAGAGAGGAGGCAUGGGGGGGAGAUUUGGAUGGAAGGUGUCGGAGUCAAAGAGGAGGAGAGGAGGAGGCCCUACAGUCUGCUCACACUGGCAUCUCUGAGGCUCUUCUGUGGUGGAAGGGGGGAAUGACCACCCCCAGAGCAACACGCCUCUUUUAUAGUGGAGACAACGCCCGACGACAGUGGAGCACCUUCUCAGACAGCCCACCUUCAGGAGACCGGCAGACAAAACAAGAGCCGAAAGAACAUAACCCGUCUCCGGUGUGUUCCUUCAGUGAAUGCCCUCACACUGAAGGAGAGUGGAGUCAUGUUUCUAGACUGGUUACAUUGGCACCAGUUGUUUCAGUACCAUUAGUAAGAGAGAGACUUGAGGAUUGAGUGUUUUGUCACAGCUACAACACCAACACCACCAACACCAACCAACACAUACCAACACCAAACAGUCGACACCUGGUAAUGGUUGCGCCCCGCUCCUAUUAUAGUCAUUCUUCUUAAAAACUUGUACAUUGUAGUAGUUGUAAGCCUCAAAUGUCCCAUAAAAUGUUUUCCCCACUUGUAGAUUCUUUAGUAUUUUGGACCGCAGCUUUGAGCGGUUCGACUCUUAUGGCAGUGCCAUUUAUUACCUGUAGGGGGUGGUGUCUGACCACUGAUCUCAUGUCCAUUGUCCACCCCAAAGAUGUCCGUGGAGUUCUGAGGGCCCAAUAGCAGCUUUUACUGGGUAAACAGCACAACCUAGUGGAGAAUAUGAUCUGAAAAGUGGUGCUUUCAGUGGCCACUAUAUUUAACAACCCGUUUUCCUUUGAAUAACAACUAUUUCAUAUUUCACUAUCUUUAAAUCAUAUAAACAUUAGUACAUGAUCUGGAGUUUUAGUCAACAGGCUGGCUUUGGCAUAUACUGGCAUUGUGUGGAUAGUUUUUUUCGUUGUGGAACAGAUAUUUAGGUCUAUUUUAAGGCAACUUAAAUCACCUACCAAGAGGCUGGCAUCAUUUGUUUUCUCAUGACGACAUACUAGAAUAGUCUAACGGCACAAACACUGGCACGACAAAAAAAACAUUUUAAUGACACACUUUGGUUUUGUUUUUACUUAUGUUUUAUGAAUCAGUUAUUGUUGUACAUACAGGAUGAAAGGAACUUCAUAUUGACAGAGGACAUCAUACCGUAAAGUGCAAAUCACUCAUUUGAGAGCUAAGAUCUCCAAAGUAAUUGAGGCUCCUUGUGAAUCUUUUGGGUCUUAUACGGCGGAAACCCUUCUCAGCUUGUUUAUCGUUUGACGUUGAAGCGGGUUCAGGUGUGAGAAUGCGAGGUUGACUGAUAGCUGUAGUUUUUUUGGCCGCGUUGUUUAGUCGGUUAGGCUGGGCUUUUUUUGCUUUGCUGUGUUGUUUUGAGUUGGUGUUAUGUUGCCACGGUAGAGGGUAAUGCGUCAGUUGCUGGGCACUGGCUAUUUGCAUUGGGGGGAAAUGCUCUAUGUCAAAUAGGUGUUUCGGCACUGGAUUGAAGUCAGAAAAGAUUGUGUUUCUUUUGGCGUAGUGUAAAUCAGUGAUUUUAGAUUCUGGUAAAUAUCUUGAGUUUGGUCGGAGUUUCAGAGUAUUCACGUUUGUAUACAAAGUACAUACAACUCCCAUCUGUGUAGAGUUCUACAGAGAUGCUCCUUGCUUUAGUAGUUUCCCUUUUGGACCUCAUCAUUCUUGGCAUGCAUGCAUUGAUAUUUCCAGCACAGCAUUUAUAGUAGGGUUUGCAUUCCGGCAAUUAGCAGACAGUCGUGUCCCUUCAGUUUGCCGCUCAUUUGAAUCGAUUGUAAAUUAACCCUUGGCCUCGUUAAUGUCCUGAAACCGAUUCAUGUCCCCACCCACAGAAGGAAAUGUAGAAAUGGGUAAAUAUCUUUACAUUACUUAAAUAAAUCAUCAAUGAGAAUUUCCCCCCUCCCCCGAGUGUGCAUCUCCCAGCCGCUAGCUCUUAGCACAUGCCAUUCUAAUUAAGAACAUUCUAUGCCAUUCUAAUUAAGAACAAGUCCAAAGAGUAAACUGUAGGAGCAGGGCGCCGCAUUAUCUUGAAGUUAGCGCUACAGAGGCACUUCUUCUCUGUUUGACUGUGAGGAGCAUGGCGUUUUCUAAACAGUGGGAGCAGCCAUUAUCUGUGUGUCGGUGAUCAUGUACAUACUGAAUAGUACACAACGUGUAAGGUGACUCUUUUUUUGUUUCGUUUUAUUUGACUAGUAUUAUGUUUACCACAGUGGUUCCGGGUUUUUUUUUCCGCAGUGUACAUAGUAGAACCUAAAGACUUCAAUUUAUGUGCUGCAAAACGCUGCAAACGCUUCCAACCACCCGUACUUCACACAUACAGAUUAAUGUCAGUAGCCUCAACCUUUUAGAUGUGUUUUGUUUGUAUCUAGGACAUCGAGACCUUGGUUUCCUCAUGAGUUCAAGCUUCCUUGGAAGCAUUUUAAUAUAAAAAAAAUAAAACAUGGUCAUGUAUAUACCAUAUCAUUAUGGGUACGUGAAGCCAUUGAACCACUA